GCCUCCCGCGGCCUGGAGCGCGGCGACCGCGACGCGACCCUGCGGGGCGCGGCCGCGUCGCGCUGCCCCGCGGGGGCGGCCUGGGCGGCGGCCUCGGCCCACGGCAAGCUCGUCAAGGUCUUCUGCGGGGACGGCCCUGGGCCCGAGCAGCUCGGCGGGCUCCCACUCCUCUCCAAGGAGAUCGGGAGCCUGCCCGUCUCGUCCUUGGCCGAUCGGCCGUCCUGGACUCCCUUUCUCAGCUCCCUGGACCACGAGAUCUACAUGCAGGCGGACGGCGGCGGCCAGGAGGCGCCGCCCGUGGAGGUUGUCGGCUACGCGGACCUUGGCGACCCCAAGGCCGUGGCCUCCCUGGUCGGCGGCCUCCUGGGCCUCUCCGACGCCCUGAACGCCA
This is a messenger RNA of Prorocentrum cordatum, 391 nucleotides long. NCBI's taxonomy places the organism in Eukaryota, Dinophyceae, Prorocentrales, Prorocentraceae. The record is from the annotation of a GenBank genome assembly.